This is a messenger RNA of Engraulis encrasicolus (European anchovy), 2970 nucleotides long. RefSeq lists its product as uncharacterized. Gene Ontology annotation, molecular function: zinc ion binding. Bases 64 to 1893 code for a protein of 609 amino acids. The record is from RefSeq and is a predicted model, not a curated record. The transcript has 4 exons. NCBI's taxonomy places the organism in Eukaryota, Metazoa, Chordata, Actinopteri, Clupeiformes, Engraulidae.
AGUUCCUGCGUCACGUGACUUUCGGCAAAAUUCUGGUUGUCAGACGCCAUCUUGGCAGUAAACAUGACGACCAGUGGCGGCGCCAGCGAUUUUAAACAGAGCGAGUACACAUCUCAUUUUAAUUCCAGUGAAAUUCGGCUUUAUACAACAAAAUUACAAAGAUUAAACAUCAGCGACCCUUAUAAUGCACCCGGUGUGCUUUUCAAGAGCAUCUCAUCCUGCCCUGAAGAUGAUUUACCCGACUUGCGCUAUGCUGACAUCCACAGCUAUCUGGUAAACUUCCCAUCCGUUUACUCUGGGGACUCACUCAGAGCGUAUAAAAGCUUGGAGGCGUAUAAAUGGUGUCAAUCCGGCUUCGUCACGCACAUUCAGCUGUGGAGUAUUGCAUCCAAAAACUGCGGCAUCAUCACUGCAAGGGUCAAUCACUCCCAACGGCUGAAUGACAGUCAGCUAAAGCCAUGGGUGGUGGUGAGGAGUGACGGUGUCGUAUUAGGAGCACACUGCAACUGUACAGCGGGACUCGGGGAGAGCUGCUCUCAUGUGUCAGCUGUGCUCUUCAGACUGUGGGAGAAAAACAACGCAAGGCACGAAGAGAUCAGCUGCACGUCUAAAAAGUGCAAGUGGGCCUCGCCCAGUGAGGAUGCUGCGAAGAAUGUGGAGUACCAGCAGGGCAAGGACAUCAUAUUCAACAGCAGUCAAAAAAACAAGAAGGGUAAUUCCACCAAGGGUACCUCUGCGCCACCAUCUUUCCCACCCCUGACUGCUGCCGAGCAAGCUCAACUCUACAAAAACCUUUCUCAGUGCCACACUCAAGAUGGGAAAUCCUGCAGACCUGCCGUCCUGUCAGUUGUUCCCGGGUAUGCCACAUCUUAUAUACCCAAGGCUGUCAAGCUGGAUUUACCCGAACCCCUCACCAGUUUGUACGACAAGAAGGCAAGAGACCUGAGCCUGGCUGAGCUACAAGAACAGGCAGAAGGAAUAUUUGAUGACUUGGCUGUCACUGAAGAACAGAGUGAUAUUGUAGAGGAGGAGACCCAAGCUCAGUCCAAAUCCAGAAUUUGGUACGAUCAGAGGAGUGGUAGGGUGACAGGAUCUACCUUCAGAGCAGCAACCAGAACAGACAUCAGAAAGCCAGCAGUGUCUCUCAUGAGACAAAUUUGUUACCCAAAGUCCCAUGUUUUCACCAGUGAGGCUACCAGAUGGGGAUGCAAGAAUGAAGAACUGGCCAGAAGUUAUUACGAAAUGCAGCAUCGACUAUCACACACAGAUGUCCUGGUGCGACCAGCCGGAUUCAGAAUUUCUACUCAGCACCCAUUUAUCGGGGCCUCACCUGAUGGGUAUGUGUCCUGUAGCUGCUGUGGCACAGGGGUAAUAGAAAUCAAAUGCCCAUUUUCAGCAAAGGACUUGUCUGUGAGUGAAGCUGUAAAUUCUGGUGGACACUUUUGCCUAGAAAAAAAUGUUGACGGAAAAAUUGAAGUCAAGCGAGACCAUCCAUACUUCUACCAAGUCCAGAUGCAGCUAUUUGUCACAAAAUGUGAUUACUGUGAUUUUAUUCUGUGGACGGAAAAGGAACUCUUUGUAGAACGCAUUGCAUUCGACUCAGAAUUCUUUCAAGUACAACUUGAACUCGCUCGUGCCUUCUUCACAAAAUGUAUUAUCCCAGAGUUGUUAGGAAAAUGGUUUUCUGCACCUAAACAACCAACUGCUGACUCCGAUCCCCAGCAACAGUGGUGCUACUGCCGUGCACCUGCGGCAGGGAACAUGCUCGUUUGUGCCUCAGGGUUCUGUGCCGUGAAGAGGUUCCACCAAACCUGCCUCCAGCUGAAAAGGGUACCAAAACAGUGGCUGUGUCCAAGCUGUAGGAAACUACGCAAUGCCCAAAAAAAACCUUAAUUACUUAGUCUUACUAACUUGUUCCUAUGUACUCAUGGUUGCACAGUAAGAAGAUAAUAAAAAGAAUUGUAUGUGUAAUAGCUGUGUCCUCCUUUAUCAUCCAGAACAUGUCGGGGAAAAUUGUGUUUUAACAUCUGGGUUGUCUCACCCUUUAAUGAGACUAGCAUACCGGUAGUCACCUUUUGAAACCUGAUUGAGUAAAAGGUUGAAAUCUUGGUAAACGCAAUGCCACAAUGUUGUUCUCUUCUGUCUGUAGUAGUAUCUGUGACGAGCAUAAAACAUGGAUAGAUCACUCAAAUCUAGUGUGUGAGAAAAGUAGUCACAACAAACAAGUGAGAAGGCAUCAUAAAAGGUUUAUUUUCUGUUGGCACACAUAUUCACUCAAAGGGCACCACAGAAUCUGGUACAUUUGUUAGUGCACAACAUACACUUACAAUUUUAUCAAGAUAAGUGACAUCAUUUUCUGUCUCUAUGUCUGUGAAAGUUAUUGGCACAGUGCUUUGUAAGAUAGUAUAUUUCUGACGAAGUACUCCUAUGACUCUUUCAAUGUGAAUUCUUAAGGAGGCUAGGGAUCUUGUAUUCUCUAUGUCAACAGGAUCUAACUGUGCUUUCCCACGAGUAAAUGCUGGGAUUUUCAAUUCAGCCAGACAUCUUUCAAUAGCCUCUUUCACCAGAAAGCCCCUGUCUGCCAAAACAAUAUCCCCUGGGAGAAUAUUAGGUAAAAAAUUACUGUGUUCUGUAAUGAAUUUAUCACUGGUGCGACCUCCCCAUCCAUUAGAGAUGAAAGAAAUUGAACCUUGAGGGCAAAUGGCAAUUAAAUAUUUCAUGGUGUGAUGUGAUUUGUAUUUUGAGUAACACUGUGCACUGGGUCGCAAUCUACUUGGUUUCUCUAAAAAUAUUUCAAAACAAUCUAUGAUACAAACAGUCUUCUCAUAGCCACCAUUUCUAAAUACAUAUGGAAGAGAUGUUCUUAAAGAUUCUCUAUCAGGCCACACCACUAGACUUGGCACCAGUCUACAAUAAAUCAAAUUAACGCAGUGUUUGAAGUGUCUAGAGGUAGUAGUUGGAUCGAUGGCA